Labrus bergylta (ballan wrasse) is the source of this 6967-nucleotide messenger RNA. RefSeq names its product IQ motif and Sec7 domain ArfGEF 1b (gene iqsec1b). Lineage: Eukaryota; Metazoa; Chordata; Actinopteri; Labriformes; Labridae. Gene Ontology annotation, biological process: regulation of ARF protein signal transduction; actin cytoskeleton organization. Gene Ontology annotation, molecular function: protein binding; guanyl-nucleotide exchange factor activity. The record is from RefSeq and is a predicted model, not a curated record.
UUGCGCACCCGUGAUUUGACGCAACGGAAACUCAGCCUACCUGUUGAGUGUAGGUGCACACGCACUGAACCAAACUCGCCGUCUCUUUCAUUACAAAGACACACACACACACACACAGCAGCACUGAUUUCGAGAGAAAGAGCGGAACGCGCUGCCGGGGAGCGCUGAACCUCCCAGGCAGCCCUGAAAGAGUUAAACGGUCUUCUCAUGUACGGAGCGGCUGGUUCUAGGUUAGUUCGGCUGUUGCGGUGCAGAGCUCGUGGACGCGGCGGCGGCGUAUACAGCAGCGCAACAAACCCGGCCAACUUCCCGGCAAAGCUGUCACUUCAACACGACACACCAGCCAUGUCGGAGCGAAGGUGGAUCUCUGGAUUUGACAACGCUCAGUCUUACUACUCCUGAGUGCGCGCCUGUGUGUGCGCGUGUGUGUGUGUGUGUGUGUGUGCGUGUGUGUGUGCGUGUGUGUGUGUAUGUAUGUGUAUGUGUGUGUGAGAGAGAGAGGGCUGCUUUUCUGGUUGUGUGGAUAUCGCCUCCAUGGACGGGCAACGGGGCUUUUACGAGAUGAUGGAGAGCCCGACGGAGAACCCCAGCAAGGCGGCGGAGUAUCUAAAGGAGCUGAAUAAGAUCAUCGAGACGCAGCAGGGGCUGCUGGAGAAGCAAAGGGUCCGGAUUGACGAGCUGGAGCUCCAGGUGACGGAUCUUUGCAAGGAAAACGCAUGCCUGAAAGAUCAGCACCAGCGGCACCUGGCCACCUGCAGACUCCAGCAGAGCAGCCUCCCCACCCUGGGAGCCAUCAAGGAGAAUAUCAUGCAGGAAAAACGACACGCCUCAUUGCCAGUAGAUGUCUCAGAGAUCCCUCUAAACCUUAUUGCCCCUGUGUGUAGAAGAAGUUACCCCUGUCGCAAAUGGAAGUCUGCAUCUUUUGGACCAGACACGGAGGAUCCCAGCCCGGCCAUGACUCACAGACGACACCAUCACUUUGUGGAAGGUGAUGCUCCAGGCAUCGAAGUGGGCGCCUCUGUGGACCCCAGCAGCGGCUACAGUUGCGUUCCAGUGACCCACAGUGGCGGGCUCGGCCCCGACCACCUGGACAGCCAGCUCUACGGACACAUCUUCCUGCCAGGCCACCAGCGGCCCCGCCGACCCAAGCUCCAGCACUCUCAGUCCAUCCUCCGCAAGCAGGCCGAGGAGGAGGCCAUCAAACGCUCCCGCUCGCUCUCUGAGAGCUAUGAGCUCUCAUCAGACCUACAGGACAAGCAGGUUGAGAUGCUAGAGCGUAAAUAUGGUGGGCGUUUCAUAACCCGGCAUGCAGCCCGCACCAUCCAGACAGCCUUCCGCCAGUACCAGAUGAACAAGAACUUUGAGCGUCUUAGGAGUUCUAUGUCUGAGAACCGUAUGUCCAGACGGAUCGUCCUAUCCAAUAUGAGAAUGCAGUUUUCCUUCGAAGGACCUGAAAAAGUCCACAGCUCCUACUUCGAGGGAAAGCAGGUCUCGCUUACAGAUGACGGCGCCAAGAUUGGUGCACUGAUGCAGUCAGAGCACGGGGGAGAGAUGGGCAUGCAGGCCAAGACGCCCACAGCACAGAGCGACUUUACAGACGCUAUCACUGAACUAGAAGAUGCCUUCUCGAGGCAGGUCAAAUCUCUGGCUGAGUCCAUAGAUGAUGCUCUAAACUGUCGCAGUAUGCAUGGUGAUGAAAACCAGUUGGAGCAAGGUAGAAGCCUCCAGGAUAUGGACAGGGAGGUCAGCUGCCAGGUGAAACCCUCCCACAGUGCGGCAGAACAUCGCAAACUGGACGAGAUGACGGCGUCUUACAGCGAUGUCACUCUUUACAUCGAUGAAGAAGAACUGUCUCCUCCUCUGCCCCUGUCUCAAUCUGUAGACCGGCCAUCCAGCACGGAAUCAGACUUGCGCCAGCGUUCCCUCAACUCCUCCCAGGACUACUGGUCCCUGGCUCAUAAGGAUGAGAAAGGGGACACGGACACCAGCUGCCGCAGUACACCCUCGCUGGAGUGCCAAGAGCAGCGUUUACGGGUAGACCACCUACCCCUUCUCACCAUUGAGCCUCCGAGCGACAGCUCAGUGGAGCUGAGUGAUCGUUCCGACCGCAGCUCUUUGAAGAGACAGAACGCCUACGAGCGGAGCCUCAGCAACCAACAGAGUAGUCCCAAACACAUCAGCCAUGGCCUGCCACCCAGAGGACCUUCCAGGGAGGAGGACGCAGGCCGCCAUCGACCACGUCAACUGGAGGCCCACCUGGCCAUCAACGGCACUGCGAACCGGCAAAGCAAGUCAGAGUCGGACUUCUCCGACGGUGACAACGACAGCAUCAACAGCACAUCCAACUCCAACGACACCAUCAACUGCAGCUCUGAGUCCUCGUCCAGAGACAGCCUGAGGGAGCAGACACUCAGCAAGCAGACGUACCACAAAGAGACUCGCAACAGCUGGGAUUCACCUGCAUUCAGCAACGACAUCAUCCGCAAGAGGCACUACCGCAUCGGUCUCAACCUCUUCAACAAGAAACCAGAAAAAGGCAUCCAAUAUCUGAUAGAGCGAAACUUUGUUCCAGACACUCCAGUGGGUGUGGCACACUUCCUGCUUCAGAGGAAAGGCUUGAGUAGGCAGAUGAUUGGAGAGUUCCUGGGUAACAGGCAGAAACAGUUCAACCGGGAUGUCCUCGACUGUGUGGUCGAUGAAAUGGACUUUUCAAGUAUGGAGCUUGACGAAGCACUCAGGAAGUUUCAAGCACACAUAAGAGUUCAGGGAGAAGCUCAGAAGGUUGAACGGUUGAUCGAGGCCUACAGCCAACGCUACUGCAUCUGCAACCCUGGUGUGGUGCGACAGUUCAGGAACCCUGACACCAUCUUCAUCCUGGCCUUCGCCAUCAUCCUUCUGAACACGGACAUGUACAGUCCCAACGUCAAGCCUGAGAGGAAGAUGAAGUUGGAGGACUUUGUUAAGAACCUUCGAGGAGUGGAUGAUGGGGAAGACAUCCCCCGAGAGAUGUUGGUCGGGAUAUAUGAGAGGAUUCGCAAGCGGGAGCUCAAGACUAAUGAAGACCAUGUGUCCCAGGUUCAGAAAGUGGAAAAACUCAUUGUUGGAAAAAAGCCGAUUGGCUCGUUACACCACGGUCUGGGAUGUGUAUUGUCCCUCCCCCAUCGGAGACUCGUAUGUUACUGCAGACUCUUUGAAGUGCCCGACCCCAACAAACCACAGAAGUUGGGCCUGCACCAAAGAGAGAUCUUCCUCUUCAACGACCUGCUUGUGGUUACUAAAAUUUUCCAAAAGAAGAAGAACUCUGUGACAUACAGCUUUCGUCAAUCCUUCUCCCUCUAUGGAAUGCAAGUGCUUCUCUUUGAGAAUCAGUAUUAUCCCAAUGGAGUCCGUCUGACCUCGGCCAUUCCUGGAGCUGACAUCAAAGUCCUCAUCAACUUCAAUGCACCCAAUCCUCAGGACCGCAAGAAGUUCACCGACGACUUGCGAGAGUCUAUUGCUGAAGUCCAAGAAAUGGAGAAGUACAGGAUAGAAUCUGAAUUAGAAAAACAGAAGGGGGUGGUGAGGCCCAGCAUGUCCCAGUGUUCUGGGUUGAAGAAGGAUACAGGUAAUGGGAACCUGAGCCGAGGAAGCCUUGACGACAGCUACGCCAUUGGUGAAGGUUUGAAGAGGAGCGCCCUCAGCAGCUCCCUCCGUGACCUCUCAGAUGCAGGCAAGCGUGGGAGACGCAGCAGUGCAGGAUCACUAGACAGCAAUAUGGAAGGGUCCAUCAUUAGCAGUCCUCACAUUCGGCGGAGAACUCCUUCCAGCCGAGACUGCCCAUCCCGCCACAGCGGCCAGUCCCUUCCCAAUUCCUCCUCUCUGCUCGGAUCUCUGUUCGGCACCAGACGGGCGAAGUCCCCCAGCCCGACCCCGCAGCCAGUGCACCCCACCCUCAUCUCCCACACCCCUCACCCCGCCAACUUGCACCACACAGCCCGGUCGGAGACAGACACGCCGGUCCCCAUGCACCCGCACCACGCCCAGUUCUGCCACAUCACCCAGAACCCCCCGCCUUACCACCACCACCACCACUACCACCCGCCGGCCCACUUGCAGCACCCUCCGCACCAGUACCACCCGACCCCCUCGCACGGCCAGCAGCCGCCCUUCCUGCCGCACGCACAGCACGGCCACAGUGGCCACCCGGCACACUCCUCCCACGCUGCUCAUGGCGCCCACCACCACGGCCCGCCGCCAGCACCCUCCCAGGCACCGAGCAGCACCAAGCCCAAGCACAGCGGCAUCAGCACGGUGGUCUGAGACACACAGGGGCUCUCUUUUCUGCUCUCUGACUGAACUUUGAUUUUACCCUGAGGCUCUCGGCUGAUGAUGGGCUGGGUAUGUGAAGCCAGAAGAGAUCCUGUGCCUCCUUUUUAAGCAUAUUUUCUUUACACCCGUGACAUGGGCAGAAUAUUCAGUAGAGACACUUUUCCUUCUCCAGUUGCUUCUUUCAUUUGAUUUCAAGUCACACUUCAUCGUCUGCUUGCUUUAACAGCAACGGACGCCGACAUAAGAGCAUGCACAAAGACCACAACUACUGUUUCUCCUCCACAAAUUAAAGAAAUAUGAUCAAAUAUCUCGCUUACAAGUAUUUUACAGAAGACGUAAACAGUAAUCUUGCAAAGUGAAUUCAUCUAGUGCAAGGGUAGCUAGACAGACAGAUAGACGGACAGUCAUCCUCAGCAGUAGCUGUACGAGUAUUUAAUGUAGCGUUAGCUCACAGUGCACUGUGAUAUCUCUGUUAGCAGUGAUCAAUGUGCCAAUUUACUAAUUUAGUCACAAAAAAAAUGCUUUAUGUAUAUUGUGCAUAGUAUUUUGUAACAAAUAAUAUCAACAGUUAUUAUUCUAAUUAUAAUUACUACAGAACAAAUGACAUCAUUCAAUCUCUCAGUAUUAUACUCGCACAUAGGGGGCGUAGUUUCACUGUUAAGAAAACAAUCAGAGCUUUUACUAGUUAGUUCAUUCAGUGAGCUGGAGCACUAUCUAUUGCCUUGAGUUAGAGCUCUUUUAAUGGAGUUGAAGGCUGAUGCAGACUCACACAGCAGCCCUGAUACAGUCUCCUCCAGUGACUGCACUCUCCUUCGGUCCAGAGUGGUCUCUGAGGAAGGAAGCCACAACGAGCCGCUGAACAAACAGAUCUAUCUAAACGUCCACCCUGCAGUACUGGCUGCCUGUCUGGCAUCAUUUUAUUUUUUUUAAACUAUUUUUUUAGAGUCCAACAAAACUAUGAAAAUGCUCUAUAUGUUUUUACAGCAAACCUGGUAGGAUUCUUUGAUUCUGUUCUGCAGAAGGAGGAGAUGGGGAGGUUUUUGUGUGUGUGUGUGUGUGUGUGUGUGUUUGUGUGUGUAGCAGGGAAACAGCAACAUGACUGUAACAGUGUGUCUCCUGAGGUGGAAGCUCUCAGCUGGCUGAGUUGUGACCUCUGUGUCCCUCUUGAGGUUUUAUUGUGCGUCUCUCAAGCGGCACGCCUGUUGUGCGGUGCUGUUUACUCCCUCCGUCUGACUUUUCUUUUUUUUCCUCUGAGCCACACGAACGACACAGUACAAAAAUCAAUAAUUAUCAUUCUGUGAUGGUGACAGCUCUCUUAUGCCUCACUCACCACAAAUGGCAGUUUUAUAUCAAGCAUUUUUCUGACAUAUUUAUGGGAUGGCUGGUUAUACCUCAGGGCCAUCCUGAUCACAGUAUCUAGUGUGUGUGUGUGCUGAGCGGUGGCAAGGGGGGGGCUGCUGUGCUGGAGCGUAUUUUAUAUUGAAAGCGAUAGACGCGGCACUUGUUUUAUUUAGUUAAUAUCAAUGGCAGAAGUUAGUCUGUAUCUGCUAAAGACUAUGAGAUGGAUUUUUUUAACAUGUAUGUGCAAUAUGUAUUUACUUUUUUUCUUUUGUCUCAGAACGGCUGCAAUCCGUGGCUGUUCUAUUUGCUAGUUCAGUUAGUUUUGUCUUUUUCACCCUUUGUCCUUCGUCAUUUCUUCCUCAGUGUUUCAGUAAAGUAUCCACGUGGAUUUUGGAGGGACUGCAUCUUUCUAAUUGAUAAAGAACGAUCGAAGAAAAAUACUAGCAUGUAACAAUGUAUUUGAGGCUAUUUUCUAACUGUUGUGUAUCCCAAAAAGCUAUAUCAAUGUUGAAGAAGAUAUUUGUUGAGAGUGAUUUAUUUGUACAACAAAAAAGAAAAAAGUUUUGAAUUGUUCCGACCCCCCAAAAACACAGUGCAUCAAUCGUUCGAAUCUCAAAGUAAUCACAGUGGGUGAGAUGAAUUCUUAGAGCGGGCGUAAUGAAAGUUGCUCUCAAAUCUGAGUGAUAAUAGACAGGCAGCUAUAAGUGUAAUAAAUGGAACUCUUUUAUCACCUUAUUUAUCACCUCUCCCUGGCAGUACAUUACUCUUUGCAAGUCAGUGUCAAGUAGAUCGCUGUUUUUCUUUCUGCAAAUUUUAUAAGGCACUCUUUUUAAAUGGUUUAUAAGUUUUAAUGAGAAUAGUUUACUUACGUCGGAGUUGGUUAACGUUAGUUUAAUUCAUGUUGAUCAGCUCGUUAAUUAAUCCUUAUGAGCAAGAAGAGUAACUUUUUGGUUGCCAUGUGCACAUAUUCCCUUUCCAACGAAUAAAAUCCACUGAGAAAAGACAAAAAGAUGCUGUUUCCCCAGCACAUUUUGUAUAUUUCUUGAUUCUGGAUGUCUUAUAGCCAUCCUUUUUUUUAAGCUAGAAUUUACUAAACAGAUUAACAGUCCUCAGCAUGUGGGUAGCCUACCACCUCUAAGUGUAGAAACCACAGUAGGAGGUAGCUAAAGACAUGAAGAAGAAACCAAAAUAACUCUAAUGAUCUGAAAUGUACAUUCUUUUCAUCUUAAAAUCAUACGUUAAGUAAAAAAAGCCAUUUCUUAAAACCUAUAAACCCUCUAUGAAGUGUGCCUUAUUACAAUGGUACUGUUUUAAAAAA